Macrobrachium nipponense is the source of this 8748-nucleotide messenger RNA. RefSeq lists its product as uncharacterized. Lineage: Eukaryota; Metazoa; Arthropoda; Malacostraca; Decapoda; Palaemonidae. The record is from RefSeq and is a predicted model, not a curated record. The transcript is spliced from 22 exons. The coding region runs from base 199 to 7881 and encodes 2560 amino acids.
AUAUACCACGACGACGGUGAUAAAGAGAAGAAACCAUGAAAAUAAAUCGGUGGAAUAAAGGAGCGCGUCGGCAACUCUGCAGCAGCCAAUGGCGUUCGCCGACGAUGUUGUUGUUGGACUUUUGAAAUCUGGAGGAGAGUCAUGGCGUAGCAUCAAUGUCAAAAGUGUAAAAAUUGAUAAAGGGGACAGGUAUUCACAAUGAGCUGGUUCAGCUCAUCAUCAGAAUGGAAGCAGAAUCUGUCAUCGUCUGCCCUGAGUAAAGUGGAGGAGCUGGAGGACAAGGUGGAGAAACUUCAGAAGGAAAAAUUGCAGAAACAGAAUCAAUUGGAUACCCUCCAGCAGGCAUUAGAAAAGCAGAAAAGAAAGUCAGAAGAUGGCAUUAAGGAAAGGCAAGUCCUUCAGAAGGAGAUUGAACAGCUGUCUCACAGCUGUGAACAACUUCAGCUCCAGUUACAAAAAGGACAGCAUGACCACGCCACCUCCAGCAUAACGAUGAUGCCACCCCCGAGACCUGCAGUCUCCCAAGAUCAGACUUCCUUACAAGCAGAAUUAGAAUCCCUUCGUGGAAAAAUUGAGGUCCUAGAACGAGAAAGGAAUGAGUUGCAGUCAGAUUUAAAAGAAGCUAAGUGUCAGAGGGGCAGAUCAUCUUCUGUUAGUAAUGAUUCUGAUAGUUUCUGGGGAAGCUUUGGCGACAGUAGCAUCCGUCCCCUUCAGCGGUCAGGCAUUAAAACUCCUGUUAAAAAAGCCUUGGAGACAAGUGAAGGAAAUCCUUUCAAGGUUCCAGUCUUGUCCAAGAAUGAUCCAGAUGAAAGUCCUUUCAAAAUGCCUCGGAAGCAGCUGUCCAUGUCUUCUUUACCAACAACUGUGUCUGGUGCCUCUGAUGAAUACACCAAACAGCUGGAGAGAAUGGUAGAUCAGUACAAAAAGGAAAUGGAAGAUAGUGCCCAGCUACAAGAGGAAAAUGGGAAGCUUCGAAAGGAACUGAGCUCACUUAAGACGACCUUGGAGAAAGCCAAGAGUGACUUGGCGGCAUCUGAGAGAUCAUUAGCAUCCAUUUCUGAACAGAUGUUGAGCUUUAAAUCUUUGUGUGAAGAGAGUGCUCAAAAGGUGGAACAGACAGAACAGCGUUUACGUGCAGUUCAGAGUGAAUCAGAAUGUCAGAGGCACAACAGCGAGGCAGCUCGUAAAAGUCUUGAGGAAAAGCUCAAAGACAAAGAGAAGGAACAUAAUGCCGACUUGUCUCGCGCCCAGGCUGAUAUGGCUGGUCUUGAGAAGCAAGUUAGAGAUUUACAGACUAAGAUCCAGCAGUUGGAAGCACAUGGCCGAAAUACUCAGAAUUCUAUGCAGGCAUCGUUAGACAAAGCUCUUGCUCAGGUGGCCAGCGUUGAAAAAGAACGCAAUGCAGCCAGGUGCAGGAGUGGCCAGUUGGAAGCAGAAGUGACAAAAUUAGAAAAAGCAGCUGAAGAAGCUGCCAAGACUCUCAAUCAACUCAAACAAGAUAAGGAAAUGUUAACUUCUCAGGUGUCAGGACUAAAAGUGAAGCUUAACAGUGCCGAAUCUGAUGUAGGCAAGUUAACGUCCCGGCUGGAAUCUGCCGAACAGCAGGCCGAGAGUCGAAAGCUGUUGCUGGAGGAACUGCAGUCAGAAAAGGAAAAGGCAGUGAAGGAAGCAGAAAAUUCAGCUUCAAAGUUAUCGCAAGAAAUACUGGAGCUCAAGACACAGAAUACAGCUCUCACAGGGGAACGAGAUCGACUAAAGUCAGAAAUUGAAUCUACCAUUAAGAAAUGUGAUGAUAAGUUAGCUGGUAUCAAUGCCAUGGAAGCUGAAGUUGUUUCUAUGAAAGCUGAAGUUGAGAGGACGAAUGCGGAAAUGGAAUCCCUGCGGAAUCAGACAGCCACAGCAAUAGAAGCAGCCAAAACGGAAGCCACUGCUUCUGUGGAGAAGAUUAAAGAAGAAGCAAAAGAACAGGUAUCUGAGGCAGAGACGCGGGCCUCAACGGCAGAAGAGGAGUCUCGUGAAUCUAAGGAAAAAGAAGAGGUGGCACGUGGGGAAAAACUUGCUGCAGAGUUGACAGCUUGGCAGUUGGAGGGGACCAUAGAUAAACUGAAGGAGGAGAUGAAGCAAAAACUAGAGGAAACUCAAUCACUACAAACUAAAAUUUCAGCUAAGGAAGAAAACAUCUUAAUGCUUCAAGCCACUGUGGAUAGUCAGAUUGAAUCUAUUUCUAGUCUUGAAGCUCAGAUAGCAUCUCUUCAGAAAGAGAAGUCUGAUCUAGAAUCACAGUACAACUUGCAGGAGAAAAGACAUUCUGAAACUAUAUCCAACCUCAAUAGGAAUGUUAAGACGAUGGAAGAGAUACUUGCUGAAAAGGGUGAUGAAAUUUUAAAGCUGUCCACAACAGUGACCAGUAUGACUGAAUCUGUUAACAGUCUUGAGGCUCAACUUGCUUCUGUUGAGAGAGAGAAAACAGACUUGGAAAGUAAAUUUAGCUUGUCAGAAGAGGAACUGAAGAAGGCUAUAGCUGAUCUUACUAAUAAUGGCGAGGCAUUGGGAGAAAUGCUGAAGCACAAGUCAGAAGAAAUUUUGCAGCUGUCAGACUCUGUGAGCAAAAAGAAAGAAUUUAUUGUUCAUCUAGAAACACAACUCACCUUACUUCAGGAGGAGAAAACAGAACUCGAAGCCAAGCACAGCUUGUCAGAGAGUAAGCUGAACGAAACCAUAACUUCUCUCAGCAGUCAGGUUGCAAAUUUAGAAGAAUCUCUUGCUGAAAAAUGCCGUGAGAGUGAGGAGUUGGGUAAUAAAUUGCAAGGAGCUGUAUCUGAAUGCAACAGUCUUAAAAAGCAGGUGGACAAGAUCAAAAUGGAAUCAAAAGCAAAGAUUGGCACCUUAGAGAGUUCUUUGGAGAAAGCAGCAUCAGAGUUACAACUUACACAACAGCAAGUAGCAGAUCUGAGAAAAGAUUGUAAGGCCCUGGAAGAUCUAGGUCUUAGCAAAGAGAAAGAAUAUAUUGAGAAGGUAACAAACUACAAUGAAGUUAUACAAGGUCAAAAAGAAAUACUUGAUGAAAAUAAGAUGAAAAUAGAGGAUCUCUGUCUUAAGCUCUCAGAGAAGAAUACUGAAAAUGAAAUGCUUCAGGAAGAGUGCCAGAUGAUUAAAUCGGAUAAUGAAGAACAGAUGGCAAUGUUGAAAGGGCACCUGGAGACUGCUGAGACUUUGAAUGCUGCAUUAAAGUCACAGGUUGAUGAUCUUGAGGUAAAAGUGACUCACCUCAGUGACAGUUACAAGAAGGAAUGCGAAAAAUUAUGUAAAGAAAAACUGAACUUGGAAGAAACAGUCCAGAAUUUGAGGAUGAAGUUGAGUAAUUUAGAAGGUGAAAAUGCAUCUGUGUUUGCCAAGUUGCAAGAAGCCCAUGCAAGAGAAAAUAUUACAUCUUUAGAACUUGAAAGCAGGGCAGAAGAGUUAAAUAAAUCACGUGCGUCAGUAUUGAGUUUGGAAGCAGACCUCAUGAAGAAAGAAGCUGAUGUAUCAGAGAUGAGGAGUAAAAUUGAACAGCUGCAAAACACCAUAGAAACGCUUUCUCGAGAGCUUGAUGAAAUGAAGAAUCAGUACAGUUCUGUCUCAGAAACCCUGAAAGAGAAGGAAGUGGAUUUGAGUCAAGCCUCAAACAGUGAAGAAUUGCUGAGGAAGGAACUUAGAGAAGCCAAAGAUACCUGCGACUCUGCCAACAUCCGCAUCCAAGAGUUGCAAGAGACCAUUGUUAAAAAAUCUCAAGAAUUGUGUCAGCUGGAAAUGGCAUCUGAGGAUUUAGAGGAUGCUCAAGAUGAACUCCUGGGUCUUAGAAAAAAUGUUGAGGAAAUGGAAGGCAAACAUAACGAGGUCUGUCAAGAACUUUUGAGGACAAAGGAAGAGCUUUCUUUGAGGAACGAUGAAUGUACAAAACUCAGGAGCAGUUUAGAAGAAGUGGUCAAUAAAAAUGACAAAAUUGUUGCUUAUGUGAAAGAAGGUAACGAUCUGUUGAACCAAAAGAAUAGCUGUUUAGAAACUUCUCUCAGAGACACCAAAGAGAAGUUGGAAAGGGCUAUGGGGGAUCAUGCAGAAUUGAGAGCUGAGUUAGAGACCAAAAUAAAGGAGAAUCUUGCCUUCACUGAAGAUUUGAAAGUAAAGUGUAAUGAGUUGUCAUCUGUAAAAGGUCGUUUGGAAGAUGCUGUAAAUCGACUGAAAUUAGAAAAACUAUCAAUUGAAGAAGAUUGUUCUGCAAAACAGGUUGCCAUAGACCAGCUUCAAAUAGAGUUACAAGUUGCUGGCAAAGAAAUGAAGAACCUACAGUUCCAACAUGAUCAGUUAAGGACUUGCCAGGGAGCCUUGCAGGAGGAAGUACACCGGUUAGAAAGCAUUGUAGAAAAUGGAAAGAUUUCACUGGCUACAGCACAGUCACAUAUUGUUGAGCUGACGCAGCAAAUUGUAGAACUUAGGAUGGCAAAGGAAGAGGCUGAAAAGCUCCUGAAAGAACACCAGGUUAAAGCUGAUGAUGUUAUAGAUCAACUUAAGAAUGACUUGAUCAAUGCUGCAAACAUUCAAGAGGAAAAUGUCACACUCAGGAAACAGUUGGAGAAAUUAUCGCGUGCUGGUGAUAAUAUCGCCUCAACCUUGGGCUUCAAGGAAGAGCAGGUGCCAUCGGAGAGUGGACACGCCCAUGAAACUGAAGGCAAGGAUGAAGUCAUUACGGAAGUUGUAAGGUCUCUAGGAGAAGGUGGGAGUACUGAAGAAAAAUACAAACUUCUUGAAGAUCAGUACAACAGUUUGCAGAGAGAUUUCACCUCUUUCCAAACUCAGGUCAGGUUGAAAGAAGACAAUAAAGAUCAUUCAAACAAGAAUGAAGAGCUAGCCCUCCUCAACCUGGAAAUCAGUGCUAAGAUUGACGAACUGAAUGCAAAGAAUGACAUCCUUAACAGCAAGAACGAUGAACUCAUAUCCAUAGUGGAAGAUCUUAGGAGUCAGAAUAGUGGUUUAAUGGCACAAAAUGAUGAGCUCACUUCCGAAAAUGAGAUGCUCUUGAAACAGGCAAAUUCACUCAGUGAAGAGAAUGAAGGUCUCAAGAUGAUGCAACAGGAGCUCAGUGAUACUGUGGAUGCUUUGUCUAAGAGGCUCGAAGAUCUGAUAUCUGGGAAUAAGGAGUUGGUAGCUAGAAAUGCAGACCUUGUCCUUGAAAAUGAGAAGGCCUUGGCCGAAAAAGAAAGUGCUAUUUUGGCGCUGAAAGAGGUGAAACCUUUCAAGGUUGAGGCAGAAGUAAACGACUUGAAGGAAAUGCUGGAUUUGGCGGAGCAGGAGAAAAUUACUCUUAAAGAUGAGUGUCAGACUUUAUCACAAACCCUUGAAGAACUAAAGGCAGAAUAUGAAUCUCUGCAUGAAGAAAAGAUCAAGGUUUCAGAGUGCAUGCAUGAAUUAUCAGGUAGAAUGGACUCCUUAAUUGCUGAGAAUGUUGCCUUGUUGAAUGAAGUAAAAACAUUGAAAGAAUUCCAUGGAGCACAGGAAGAGCUGUGUCAGUCUUUGGAUACAAGUCAUGAAAUUCAGAAAUUAGACUGUGACUCCUUAACUAGGGAAAAGAUGGAACCUGCCCAACAAAUCCAAAAUCUAUCUUCUGAAACAGAAGCUGUGGUUGAGUUGGAAAGAGUGAAAAAGGAGAACGCAGUUCUAGAUGAAAGAUGUCAGGUAUUGGAUGCAAUGCAGGAGAAACACAAAAGAGAGUAUGAAUCCUUGGUGCAGGAAAAGAUGAGACUCUUGGGGGACAUACAAGAAAAGGUCACAGAGAUUUGCCUUCAUGUAACUGAGAAAGAGGAGCUUUUAAAACGGAUAAAAAAUGUUGAGAAGGAGAAUGAAGCUCUUAAAGAGAGAGAAGUUGCCUUAAGCCAAGCCCGUGAUAAACUUGAGUCAGAAUGUGAAAUGUUAAUCACAGAGAAAACAGAAGUUUUAAAGGAUUUAGAUGAAUGCUUAAAAAAUGCACAAAGACUUUCUUCUACAAAUGAAAAAGACUUGAUUGAGAUAAACAAAAUAAAAGAAGAAAAUGGAAUUCUUGAAGAGAAAAAUCAGUCUUUAAAUGCAAGAUGUGAAGAACUUCAGGUGGACUAUAACUUGGUUGUUAUUGAAAAAACUGAACUCUUAAAUAAAAUGGAAGACAACGUCAAGAGCAUGAAAAGUGUUCUAACUGAGAAAGAAGAGCUUUUGGAUAAGGUUCAGAAAGGUAGGGAACAAAAUGAAGCCUUGGAAGAGAAGUUUUGUAUUUUGAAUGAAUCUUGUGAAAAGCUGAAAGUGGAUUAUGCAUCAUUGGUUAUUGAGAAAGCAGAUCUUGUCAAAGAUAUUCAACUUCAGAAAGAGGAGACUAAGGCUCUUUCAGCAGAGAGGAACAACCUUGUGGUUGAGCUAAAUAAAGCUCAGUUGUUGAAAGUUGACUUAGAAUCACAAAAAUCAGCCAUUGAAAAGGAGAGAGAUUCUCAAAAGUCAGCCUUUGAAACAGAGAGAGCUUGCAUCCUUGCUGAGAAACUGGAAUUUUCCUUAAAAAAUAAGGAACUUCUUGAGGAAGUGAAUAAACUCAUUACAGAGAAAGAUGCUUUGAAAGCUGAGUUGAACAAAGUGCUGCUGGACCUGGAGGCUUUGAAAACAAAUGGCAGUGAAAUAAAGAUUCAGUUGAAGAAGGAAACCGAGAGCUGUGAGGCCUUAAGGAAGUCACUGACUAAGAAAGACGAAGAAAUCUCCAGGCUCACUGAUCAAAUUAAAAACUUGAAAGGUGAGCUUAAGUUGGUUGAUCAAGACUUGGUGGUGUCCAGGGAAAACCUCACAAACAAGCUCUCGGAAAUCAACAGUAUGAUGAUAGAGAAAAAUGAGUUGCAGAAAGACCUGUCAUCUGCCAAGAAAUCUGUAACAGAGUUGGAAAAAUCUAUACUUAACAAGGAGAAAAAAAUUGAAGAAUUGGGGAAACUCUUUAAAGAAAAUAGAGUGGAUUUAGACUCGCUCCGUGCAAAGUUAUAUAGUCACAGGAACUAUGGAGUAAAGAAGGAGGAGGAAUUGAAGGAAGUGAUUAAUCAAAAGGAGGUCCUGGAAUCUGAAGUUGGAGAACUGAAGAAUAAGUUAGCAGUCAGUAAAGAGGAAUUUGAAGUAGACAUAGCUAAUCUAAAGAAGGAAGUUGAUUACUGGAUGUCAUUUUCCACUAACAAGAAAAGUGCAGUUUUGCAGGGUUGUAAGGCACUGGAAACUGUGAAAAAGUGCAGCGAAACUGAAGGUGUGACUUCAAAUUCUGGUUCAAAAGUGCAGCCUUUACAGAUUAAGACCGUAAGGAUGACAGAGAAAGAUUGUCAGCCACAGAGUACUGGUGCCUCAGUGAGUCGACAGGAAUUGCAGAUGACCAAUGUCACACCUAAGGCCCUACAGUCACGUUCAAGAAGAGCUUCUUUUGAAAGGCCUCAGCUGGAGAGUAUGAAGGUUCGAAAAUCUCCAAGACUUCAUUCGCCACUUCUACGUUUUGACUCCAAGGAGUUGGGAGGGAAAGUUGUUGCAUCAGGAAAAUUGACGCCAGUUUCCUCCAAGAGAGACAGUCAAGUUGUUACUUCACGAAAAUCACCUCGUAUGCAGUCUGCCACAAGUACGUCUGAAGAAGGCGUCUCUUCAAAGAAACACAAACUCUCUGACAUAAGUGGGUCCAAGGCUCAGAGUGAAAAGCGCCAGUGCAUGAUGCCUUCUAACAUAAACAGACCAGAGGUAACUGUUCCUCUCAAGUCACUUGAUACAAACAGCCCCAAAGUGAGCAACACAAGGCAUGCCCGAAGACCAGCUCUUGGUGCGUCCCUUCCUAAAGCGACGAAGAACCCUGAUGAAUGCAAGACACAGUAGUGCCAUCUACCCAGUAUAUGCACUGCUACAAUAUAGUUGUAGUUUGCAGUGAAUCUUGACCUUAAUGUCUGUAUUAGCUUCAGUGACACGGGAGUUGAGAUAUUUACAGUAUAUUUUUAGGUUUGUGUGAUACCUUCCCUGAUUUUGUAGGUGCACAUUUUCCUUGGAAUGAAAAUCUCACAUCCUUAGGCAAAUGAGGUACUUACAAAUUUCCUGAGCCCAUGAAGGCUGUUAAAGUAAAACUGCCGAUUUGAUCAAUUUAGGGAGAAUUUUCAGUUUUGCUCAUAUGUGAAUCUAAUGUAAUACUAUAUACAUUUGUAGUGUUUUAGAUACUAGGAUGAAGAUUCACUUGUCAUACAAAUGUAUGUUAUACUUGAUGAUAGAUGCGCCUUAUGAAUUCUUUCCAGUUUGGUCUAGAUUCUAGUAAAAAAUUCAAAGAAUGAGAGGCCAACAUAUUGGAAGAAUAACAAGUUAAUUAUGUCAUAGGGUAUCAGUGGAAGUUAUUCUGUUUUUAUAAGACUGGCUACAGAUGUUAUUUUUUCAGGCAGGGACUAAAAAAUGUCUACAUUUUAGUCCUCUGGCUGAUAUCUAGUACCUCUGUAAAGACCUGUUCAAGAAUAAAGGUCUUAACUUUACUUUUUAGUUAUGAAAACUACAUAUUUUUCUAUUUAUUUUUUGUUUACUUUCUUUAUUCAGUACCCAGUACUGCAAGUACCUUGUAGUAGUGCUAUUACUUGCUGUAAGUUGCACUCUAAACUAGAAGAAAAUUAUUAUUUUUCUUAAUCAACUAUUGCUGUCUUGAAGUAAUUCUGUUUCUUGUGUAAAUAAUUUCAAUUAAUUUAGUAAUAAAAGAAAAAACCACCCAAA